GGACCAUCUCCUUCCUUUAUAAUGCAACGGUCAUCUAUUAAAUACUCAAUAAAAAUAUUUCGAAGUUUGUUUCUCUGAACGAAAUUAAUGAUUAGUAUUCUCUAUCUCUUUGGUUGGAUAACAUUAACUUGUCAUAAGCUGAUACCUUCCUCACGUGUUCUCGAGUCAAAUCCUCAUUUGUUGUCAUUAUUAUAUAUUUUCGUUUAAUUAGUUUGAAUUGUGUUUAAAAUGAAAUACAAAAAGUUAAAAGGAGAUGAUGUAUCCAAAGCAACAUUUCAUGCCAAAGGUAAAAAACGUGAACAAGAAGCCCAAGAAAUUGAAAAUCUUUAUUCCAAAUAUGAUAAGGUCGAUCCUUCUGAGAUCGAAUCUUUCGCAGAUAUUCCUCUUUCUGGAAGAACUCAAAAAGGUCUUACUGAAAACAAUUACACAGUACCAACCAUUAUCCAAAAAGAAAGCAUCAUUCUAGCCCUCAGAGGAAAAGAUGUUCUUGGUGCUGCAAAAACUGGAAGUGGAAAAACUCUUGCUUUCUUGAUUCCAGUAUUAGAGGUACUAUUCCGCCAAAAAUGGUCAAGCCUCGACGGUGUUGGAGCUCUUAUUAUUACUCCAACUCGGGAGCUGGCUCUUCAGAUUUAUGAAACUCUCGUUAAAGUUGGAAAGUAUCAUGAGUUUUCUGCUGGACUCAUCAUCGGAGGGAAAGACCUAAAGUUUGAAAGGAAUAGAAUGCACCAAAUGAACAUUGUUAUUUGUACCCCAGGCCGACUGCUCCAGCACAUGGAUGAGAACCCUCUUUUUAAUUGUGUCAACAUGCAGGUGCUGGUCCUAGAUGAAGCAGAUAGGUGUCUUGAUUUGGGUUUCGAGAAGGCUAUGAACUCCAUCGUAGAGAACCUGCCAUCUCAAAGACAGACUUUAUUGUUCUCGGCCACACAGACCAAGAAAGUAAGUGACUUGGCAAGGCUUAGCCUGACUGAUCCAGAGUACGUAGCUGUCCACGAGCAUGAGAAGUACAAAACUCCAGAUGGUCUCACACAAAGCUUCAUUGUUUGCGAAACUCAUGAAAAAAUGCCUAUUAUAUGGUCGUUCAUCAAAGCUCAUUCAAGGCAGAAGAUAAUGAUUUUUUUUUCGACAUGCAAUCAGGUUAAAUAUUUUCAUGAAGUUUUCAAGAAACUUAGACCUAGGAAUCCAGUCAUGGCCCUUCAAGGGAAAAUGCACCAGCUAAAGAGGAUGGAAAUCUAUCAUACGUUUUGCAGGAAAGAGUAUGCUGUCCUACUUGCUACUGAUAUUGCUGCCAGGGGGCUAGACUUUCCUAGUGUUGACUGGGUGGUGCAAGGAGACUGCCCUGAAGAUGUCGAUGCUUAUGUCCAUCGUGUUGGCCGUACUGCAAGGUAUACACGCACAGGAGAAAGUCUUCUCCUUGUUAAUCAGAAAGAAAGUGCCAUCAUUGAAAAAUUAGAAGCCAGCAAGAUUCCAAUUUCUGAGAUCAAAGUGAAUCCACUACAGAUAAUAUCACCACAAGCAAAGCUUGAGCUGUUUGUAGCUAAGAGCAAUGAGUUGAAGGCAUCCGCACAACGAGCUUUUGUGUCGUACUUCAAGUCAAUAUUCCUGAUGAGGGACAAAACAAUCUUUGAUGUCAAAUCAGUUGACUCUUACAAUUUUGCAAGAUCAUUGGGUUUAAUAGCUGCUCCGAGGGUGCGAUUUAUACAACGAAUGGAGAAGAAGGGAUCGCAGAAACAAAAUUCUGAUGAUAAUGACCAAGAGGAGGAAGAUGUUCUUCAGACUAUUGAAAUUGGAAAUGUUCAAAAAGAAGAUAGGGAUUUUAUCUUUAAUGAUGGUGAUAGUGACGACAGUGAAUCUGAAAUGUUUGCCAUCAAGCGUAAAGAUCAUGAACUUGAAAAAGUAAUGGGAGAUGUUCUGGAACUUGAAGAUGAUGAAAUUUCUGAAGAAACUAAGUCAAAGUCAAAACCCGUCCUAACAAAGGCGAAGUUGGCUAAAAAAAUUCUUAAAAAAAACCUGCUACCAAAUAAAAAAAUUGUUUUCACCGAUGACGGAAAGGAAAUAGUCAGCCAAACGAAACAGAAGGUAACCGAAGCAGGACAAGAUUUCGAAGCCUCCCUAGGACCAGCCAUUAAUUUGGAAGAAGCGAAGAAGACAUUAGAACAGGAAGAUGUUCAUGAUCGCAAACUGUACUCAGAACUUGGUCGCCAAAAGAAGAGAGAGAGAAAACUAAGACAAAAGGGUAAAAGGAAAAGAGACGAGGAUCAAGAGAAGGACUCGUCAGAUGAGGACUCUCAGUCGGAACCAGACCUAUCUUGGCUUCCAGAUCCAGAUGAUGUCUAUGACAACCCUGAUGAGUCAGGUUCUGAAGAAGAGGGUGUAUCUAAAGUGCAAAAUCUGUCUCCGGAGAACAGUUUUAGCAGUAAAAAAUCUAACAAACCUGUUGCUAAGAAAAGGAAAAUACCAAAGAGCAACAUACGUACUAAAGCAGGAGAUGAAAUUGACUUACCACUGGAAGAGACAGAAGACCUUGCUCUCAAACUAAUCUCAUUGAAAAAUUAGUGUUAUUAUUGUAUAUUUUGUAAAUAAAAUAUGUAAAUAAUGUUGAAAUAUAUUUAUAUUGUUUUUUCUUCAUGAAGUAUUGUCUUUCUUUUUAAAAAAUGUAUAUUAUUUAAGAGAACGUAAUAAAAUACUUUGACAAACCUUA
Nezara viridula (southern green stink bug) is the source of this 2698-nucleotide messenger RNA. The record is from the annotation of a GenBank genome assembly. NCBI's taxonomy places the organism in Eukaryota, Metazoa, Arthropoda, Insecta, Hemiptera, Pentatomidae.